GUCAUACCCAAAAGUUGCGCAUUCAGUUAGUUCAGUUAGCAGCGAUAAGUCGACAUAAUUGGAGCUCCUAGAAUCCGUUGAUUGGCAAAUUAAAUUAACCCAAGAUGCCACCACCACACGAUCAUUGUGGAGGACCACCACCACAUCGCCGUGGUCCCGUUAUUAAGGUGCAGAUCGCACCACCAUGGCCGCGUCGCCACCACCGCCCACCAACGCAAGUUGUGGUGGUGCAGCAGCCACCGCCACCCCCACCGCCAGUUAUGGUGGUGCAGCAGGCGCCACCACCGCCCUACUACCAGUAUCCACCACCACCGCCUCCCGGUGGCAGCCACUAUCACAACCCGCAAUAUUGAGAAGGAACCUGGGGAUCUGAAAAUCAGCCAUGAUGAAUUUAUUUUAGAUAGCAUUAGUAAACUAGUAAUAUCACCAAUAAAGUAUUUGCAGGUGCGGUCAAAAUAUUAGUAGUGUUUUAGUUUAUGAACAAGAUAUAAAAAAACAGUUUAA
Drosophila gunungcola (fruit fly) is the source of this 504-nucleotide messenger RNA. Its product is annotated as actin nucleation-promoting factor WASL. NCBI's taxonomy places the organism in Eukaryota, Metazoa, Arthropoda, Insecta, Diptera, Drosophilidae. The transcript has a single exon. The coding region runs from base 105 to 353 and encodes 82 amino acids. The record is from RefSeq and is a predicted model, not a curated record.